CUUUUUUUUUAUUAGACGCGGGGAUCUGUCUUAACGACAUGUUUCGACGAUCAACGGAAGAAUAUUUUGUAUGAGUCUGAUGUCACCAUGUCUAAAAUCCAUUACGACUUACUUUUUGUUAAUGUCGGUUGGAACUUGAGUACUUGAACAUUUUGAAUAUUGUGAAACUAUCGCACCAUGAUAUUCUCCCACACCAGUCAAUAAAUCUGUAUUUUACUGACACGCCAUCAAAUCGAGGAGCUAUUAAAACGACCCGUCCCCUUUUAUAUGUUAGUCCGGAUGUGAAAUUCAUUCGCCAAGCAGCAGCGCGGGGCGGCCAUGAGACUGUAACAAGGACCCUAAAAUUCCUACAACAAUACGAUGAUUCUGAGGCAUUGAUAGCAGCAGCCCGUGGAGGCCAUGAAUUUAUCAUGGAGCUUUUACUUUGCCUUAGUGGUGUAAACCCUGAACCAGCUCCUGUUCCCUCUCUUCCUUCUGAACGUACCACGCCAAUUUUGGCUGCAAUUGGUCAGGAGAACAUCAAGGUUAUAGAGCUUCUUGUAGAACAAUCGGGGUUUGAUCUGACGCGUUGCUUUAGAGGAGAUACGUAUUACGAAAUAGCUAGAGGGCGUAGGGGGCCCAUGUGGGAGGAGGAGGAGGAGGAGCGUACAUUGAAAAAACGCUUACGACGAAACGAUAAAAAUGCGCAAGAGCGUUGCCAGAAAGAAAUCUCAGUCUAUGUUGCCCGUGGCAUCGAAAAGAGGAAGGGAACAGGAAGAUGGUCAGAAACCGACCGACUCCGGUCGUACCGGUAUUGCUGCGUACUUGCGUAGGGUCAAACAAACUUACGUUGAGAAAACCCACCUGGGUGGUUCAUCAAACGAGAUAGACGACCCGGAGUAGAAACUCCCCAAGAGUCAUGGCACUCACAUUAUUGUGAAUCGAGAGCCUCAUUCUGAGAUGUACAGACUAGUUAGCUCGCCAAAUGGGAAUGGAAACGAUACUUUUG
Molecule: messenger RNA, 988 nt
Organism: Truncatella angustata
Lineage: Eukaryota; Fungi; Ascomycota; Sordariomycetes; Amphisphaeriales; Sporocadaceae
Exons: 1
Coding region: 411-812 (133 amino acids)
Source: RefSeq, a predicted model, not a curated record